Molecule: messenger RNA, 834 nt
Organism: Rotaria sp. Silwood2
Lineage: Eukaryota; Metazoa; Rotifera; Eurotatoria; Philodinida; Philodinidae
Source: the annotation of a GenBank genome assembly
AUGGAUGAAUCUGAAUUUCGAGCUGAAUAUGCUAAAUCAGACCGAUCAACAUGCCAAGGAUGUCAAUCGACCAUAGACAAAAAUUCACUUCGACUUGCUAUUAUGGUUCAAUCCCCAACAUUUGAUGGAAAAAUUCCAACUUGGUACCAUACGGAAUGGUUUUUUUUUAAAGUCACACCUGCAGAUGCACAAAUAACAACAGGUUUUGAUAAUCUACGUUGGGAUGGUCAAGAAAAAAUUCUUAAAAAAAUUGAUGAUACAUUAGAAAAUAAAUUAAAUGAUGAAUCCAGUGAAAUCGAAACUGAUUCGGAAUUUUUCAGUGUUGAAUAUGCUAAAUCAAACCGAAGUACAUGUAAUAGUUGUUACAAAAAUAUUGAUAAAAAUCUUGUUCGUUUAUCAACAAGAUUUCCAACAGGAUAUUAUAAACCAACUGAUAACUGGUAUCAUGUUGAUUGUUUUAAAAUGCGUAAAAAUAGCCUUUUUUUGAUGGAACUGUUGAAAUUUGACGCAGUUGCUGAUUGUAUGACAUUUGAUGCAUUAGAACAUUGUCCUGAAUGUGAAGGAUUUCUUAUCUUUGAAUGUUUUAGUCAUUCAUCUUAUCCUCGUACAGGUGAUGUUACAGAAUGGACGAAAUGUACUUAUUCAACAAGAGCACCAACAAGAAAGCCAUUUGAUAUACCUACUGAUAUUAAAAAUACAUAUGAUGCUUUUAAAUCAUACAACUAUAAAAAACGUGAUCGAAUUUUAGCACAAGUAAUUGAGAAACAAGUUACAAUUGCUAAAGCAUCUGAUGUUUCACGAGUUAUUCAAGAGUCUUUAUUAAUGUAUGUUUAA